This is a messenger RNA of Xyrauchen texanus (razorback sucker), 1098 nucleotides long. It is a transcript of the gene alkbh8, whose product is annotated as alkB homolog 8, tRNA methyltransferase. Gene Ontology annotation, cellular component: nucleus; cytoplasm. Gene Ontology annotation, biological process: tRNA wobble uridine modification. NCBI's taxonomy places the organism in Eukaryota, Metazoa, Chordata, Actinopteri, Cypriniformes, Catostomidae. The record is from RefSeq and is a predicted model, not a curated record. Gene Ontology annotation, molecular function: tRNA binding; S-adenosylmethionine-dependent methyltransferase activity.
CAACUUCCGCUUCGCGGCACACGGACGUGUGAAAAGGGUUCACUGACAGUGAUAGACUUCAGACAUCCUGAUGGACGAUCUGUGGUUGUGGUGCUGCCCGAGUGGAGUUUACUAGUGAUGAAAGGAGAAUGCUGCUAUCUGUGGACCCACAGUAUAACGCCUCAGAAAUUUGAUGUUGUACCAGUAUCAGAGGCUGGAGGGUCAGGCGUUAUGACCUCUGACUUUAGUAAUCUGACCCUGAGUCACUGAGAAACGAGGACACUGCUAACAUUUAGCAAAAUCCGUCAUAUACCUUGCAACUGUGCUGAUCCAUCUGUAUGUGAUAGCCAGUGGCCACCCUCUCCACCCACAGUUCCUGUUGCUGAAGGUAAUGCAUGCCGUUUGGAGGUACAGUAUGUUUAUCAGGUCUAUGAAGAAAUGUCUUCACACUUCAGCAGCAUGCAACACUUGUCGUGGCCCCAGGUUCGAGACUUCCUGCUGUUCCUGGCACCUGGUGCUUUUCUGGUGGAUGUUGGAUGUGGCAAUGGCCCAGAUGUGAUUUCAAUAGUGGGCUGUGACCACAGUGCUAAUCUGGUUCAGAUCUGUGUUGAGCGAGGUUGUGAGCCAUUUGUGUCGGAUGCAAUGUCUGUCCCAACAGUGCAGGGCAGCUAUGAUGCCUGCAUCUCCAUUGAUGUCAUUCACCAUUUCUCUACACAGGAACGAAAGACAGUCUGCUAUGAAAAGCUGGUCAGGUUAUUACUGAAAGUGGGAAGAAGCGCUCUUAUCUACGUUUGGGCCAUGGAACAGGAAUACAAUCAGAAAUUGAAAUAUCUAAAAGAAAACAAGCAGCAAACUAGCCUGAACAAAGAUCAGGAACAUAGAACUGAUGAAAAUAACCUCAACCAACAGGAGGAGAAUGUUGGAAAAAUGAGUUCAGACGUGACACGUUUAGCGGACAGUUCUGACAAUGCGACACAACCCAGAAUACACAUACAUGCUAACCACACAGCUUACCUUUCCCAAGAUCUUCUAGUGCCAUGGCACUUAAAAGGUAAUAAGAACAAGAACAUGGGAGAUGCAUGUGAAAGUACAGAAGGCCCAGUGGAAAUUGUUUCCUAG